CUUGCAAACAUGUUCUUAGAGAUUGCGAGACGAUUCCACGUCAAGAAAGGCCGAGAUGCGGUGCAUAGAUGUAGUGCAGAUCCAGCCAGCUAUACAUUCUGUACAGCAAGUUAUUCAAUAGCCUUUGAUUACAGUUUCUUUAUUUGAUGCUCGGUAUUUAAAUAGCUGUGUGUAUUUGAGCGUAUCUGAUAACUUAAAAUAAAAAAGCGUCUGCCAAAUAACUAAGCAAUAACCGUAAAAAUACAUUAGGCAACUUUUUUCGCGUGAAAUGAAUUUGGAGGCCUAACUAAAUGAUUAUACAAUGGUUGCAUAAAUGAAUAUAUCACGAAUUUAGACGUAUAUCUUAUAACUUGCGUAAAAGAAGAUAAAACCAUCAUAAUGAGAAAGCACGUACGAAGGCAGACGUCUCCUUUCGUGGCAGUGUUAUCGUACAUAACGCAGUUAUAGCAGCUAAAUUUCCUUCUCCUAUCGUCUUCAUCGGGUCCUGUGUCUGACACUUCCUCAGUAGCUCAAUGCAUUUCUAUCGCGCUUCAGGUAACCCAGGAAGCCGUUAAAUACAAGUGGAAUACUCCGUUUAGCCAGGCUGAGGGGGACAAGAAGGGAGACGCCACCUUAACGAGGAUACGGUUAAGUGGAAGUAGAGACACUGAACCAGGAAGUAAAGACACUGAACCAGGAAGUAAAGAUACUGAACCAGGCAGUAGAGACCCUGAACCAGAAAGUAGAGACACUGAACCAGGAAGUUGAGACCCUGAACCUGGAAGUAGAGACACUAAACCAGGAAGUAGAGACCCUGGGACGUAACGUGCUCAAACGCUCGCCAACAUGUCGGACGCCAUCCUCACUUUCCAAGUCCAGCUCUCUGCUGUCAUGGAAACGGUGCUCAAGUCAGCCAUGUAUGAGAUCACCCGGCUGGUGGAGGACAGCUUCCUAGAGGAAGUGGCUCAGAGCAAACAGGAAGUGGAGGCCCUGAGGCAGCGGCUGCAGUGGUCGGAGAACCGGCGCAGAGAGCGAGAGAGCGGCAGGCGAGCGAGGUGCCUGGACUGCGGCAGAGUCGGAGUUUCCAGCGAGGAGUCAGAGGACCCACCCUCAGGAACACUGUCCGGAGCUGAAGCAGACCCUCCUCCUCCUCUCAGUAAGGGCUGUGCUGAGCCGGAGUGGAGCCCCGCUGUGGGACAGGACACAGCGCCCUCUUCAGGCAGCCUCCUGCCAGAGCGGCAGAGCAGCAGGCCGCGCAGCGGGGAGGCCUGUGGGGCGUACGAGUCGGAGGCGGGACAGGAAGGCGCCGCCCGCAGACUCGGUCUGGCUGGGCCUCAGCGCUGCGGGCCACGCCGCAGUGACCCCGACUCGCAGCGCGUCACCUGGACCACCUUUAAAUUAGGGGACAGCCACGCUGAGGCGGAGGGGCUGGACCCCCCGUACGCUGCAGCGGCAGAGCCAGCCAGUCCGCAGGCUCACAGGGACCCGCAGCCCCGCCCCGCUGAGGAGGGGGCGGGGAACAGCGCCUCCCCUCUGCAGUACCUUAAUGUGAAAUCGGAGGCGCUGCUCAUUAAAGAGGAGGCGGAGGUGCAGCCCGUGUGCAGUGAGGAGCUCAGAUGGGACGUAGCUCACAGGGAGUCCUGGGACAGAGGAGACCUGCAGGUAGAGCACACGGCCCACUCGCCCCCCCCACAGGGCGCAGUGACAUCACUGCAGUGCUUUCCAGAGAAGCUGGAGAGCCUGGCUCUGCACUUCCCUCCCCAGCAGCAGGAGGCAGCAGAAACCAGCUCUGAAGUGGAUCUGAGACAGAUCAGCGCACAGGUGCAUUUAGAGGCUGUAGACAGGAGCAGAGGUGCAUCAUGGGAUUGUGACUCAUUAAUGGUGUCAAAAAAUAUUCAAGGCCGUCAGAGGGGUUUCACGGGGGAUAAAGCAUUCAGUUGUGUUGAGUGUGGGAAGAGUUUCACCCAGUUAAAGAACCUCCAAGCUCACCUGAAAUACCAUGCAGGAGAGAGACCGCACAGAUGCAGCCAGUGUGGGAAAAGCUUCCUCUAUCAGAGUCGGCUUAAGGUUCAUCUGCUGAGCCACACUGGGGAGAGGCCAUUUAGCUGCACUUACUGUGAAAAAAGCUUCCUGUCUCUCUAUGACCUCAAAGUGCAUCAGCGCAACCACACGGGAGAGAAACCGUACCGCUGCUCGCAGUGCGGGAAAGGUUUCACGCGGCUGAGCAUCCUUAAGGAACACGGGAUCAUUCACUCCAAAGAGAAAUCGUUCGGCUGCACGCUGUGUGGGAAGAGGUUCACUCGGCCCAGUAAUCUUAAGGCUCACUUGAGACGCCACGUAGUGGAGAAACAGCACAGCUGCACACUGUGCGGAAAGAGCUUUCUCUAUUUGUGCCGCCUUAAAAAGCACCUUAAAAAAGUCCACUGGACAGACACUACUGCUAGCAUGUAGUGUGGUAAGAGAUUCAUGCAGUAAUUUUGGCUGUUCUACAGUUAUUAUAUCUAUGCUGGUAAUCAAGUUAAAACUUAAAUUCAGCCAGUGGUGCCUCUUGACUGAUAUGAGUACUGUAGGCAGCAGUUUUUUGGAUGCGUCAUCAUAAUUGUCCGUUUUGACAAUAUGGCUGAAACUUAUUCAUUGCUUAUUUUUUAAGCCUGCAGUUGUACGUGGCGAGGGCGUUUUUGUAAGUGAACAUUUACAGGUGUAUAUAUUGAUAUAUUUUCACAAUCUAAGUCCUCUGUCUUCAGCAGAAAAAUAGGCCUCAUCCAUAGCUUUGUGCUUUUGAGUUGUAUUUAUCUGACUGGGUGAAACAAGGCUUUCAGAAACCGGGAAUUGUGGGCCGUUUUUCAGUUUCUGUGCAGUAAAUACCCCAGAUAGUGUUCAGUGUUAGCUGAUUUGAGUCAGUGGGAAUAUUAAGUACAGAGGACCGCUUUCAUGCAGAUUGGUUUGACUUAAUAUCAUAAGAAACACAUAAUAGCAUAAAUAGGCAUACAUUUAAACAUAAAUAUGUAGCAACAUAAAUGUAUAAUCAGUUAAAUAUUUGUAUUGUUGAAGGUUGUGAGUGCACACCAGCAGUAGUGUGAGCCAAACACUUCAGGAAACACCACUCCUGCAUUCAGUGUGUGAGCAGUGUUCUGUGGGUGUGUGAGCAGUGUUCAGCGAGUGUGUGAGCAGUGUUCAGUGGGUGUGUGAGCAGUGUUCAGUGAGUGUGUGAGCAGUGUUCAGUGAGUGUAUGUGCAGUGUUCAGAGUGUGUGUGAGUAGUGUUCAAUGAGUGAAUGUGUGAGCAGUGUUCAGUGAGUGGGUGUGUGAGCAGUGUACAGUGAGUGUGUGAGCAGUGUUCAGUGAGUUAGUGAGCAGUGUUCAGUGAGUGUGUGAGCAGUGUUCAGUGAGUGGGUGUGUGAGCGGUGUUCAGUGAGUGUGUGAGCAGUGUUCCGUGAGUGAGUGAGUGGGUGUGUGAGCAGUGUUCAGUGAAUGAGUGUGUGAGCAGUGUUCAGUGAGUGUGUGAGCAGUGUUCAGUGAGUGUGUGUGCAGUGUUCAGUGAGUGUAUGUGCAGUGUUCAUUGAGUGAGUGUGUGAGCAGUGUUCAGUGAGAGUGUGUGAGCAGUGUACAGUGAGUGUGUGAGCAGUGUUCAGUGAGUGUGUGAGCAGUGUUCAGUGAGUGUGUGAGCAGUGUACAGUGAGUGUGUGAGCAGUGUUCAGUGAGUGGAUGUGUGAGCAGUGUUCAGUGAGUGUGUGUGCAGUGUUCAGUGAGUGUGUGAGCAGUGUUCAGUGAGUGUAUGUGCAGUGUUCAGUGAGUGUGUGUGUGAGCAGUGUUCAGUGAGUAAUUUGUGUGAGCAGUGUACAGUGAGUGUGUGUGUGAGCAGUGUUCAGUGAGUGUGUGUGUGUGCAGUGUUCAGUGAGUGUGUGUGCUGUGUUCAGUGAGUGUGUGAGCAGUGUUCAGUGAGUGUAUGUGCAGUGUUCAGUGAGUGUGUGUGUGAGUAGUGUUCAAUGAGUGAAUGUGUGAGCAGUGUUCAGUGAGUGGGUGUGUGAGCAGUGUACAGUGAGUGUGUGAGCAGUGUUCAGUGAGUGUGUGAGCAGUGUUCAGUGAGUGUAUGUGCAGUGUUCAGUGAGUGUGUGUGUGAGCAGUGUUCAGUGAGUGAGUGAGUGGGUGUGUGAGCAGUGUUCAGUGAGUGAGUGAGUGAGUGUGUGAGCAGUGUUCAGUGAGUGAGUGAGUGAGUGUGUGAGUAGUGUUCAGUGAGUGAGUGAGUGAGUGUGUGAGCAGUGUUCAGUGAGUGAGUGAGUGGGUGUGUGAGCAGUGUUCAGUGAGUGAGUGAGUGAGUGUGUGAGCAGUGUUCAGUGAGUGAGUGAGUGAGUGUGUGAGCGGUGUUCAGUCAGGCUGUACUGCAUGUGCAGUGGUCCUGUACAGCACAGCUGCUCUGUGGUCCCGUGUCCCCGUUCCUCAGUGUGAUCACGAGUGUUUUCUGUGGUGUUUGGGGGCAGAUCUGCAGCAGCUGCACUGUUAGCGAAGCAGAGCUGUCAGUCGGGUGCUUCUGAUGUCUGUAAUGAGCAUGCUACUAACACGUGUGUGGAAAAGUGAAUUCACUCUGAGAAUGUGACCCUAAGAUGCUUUCCAUUUGUCAUUAAUUAAAGUGACUAAAAUCUCAA
Molecule: messenger RNA, 4620 nt
Organism: Anguilla rostrata (American eel)
Lineage: Eukaryota; Metazoa; Chordata; Actinopteri; Anguilliformes; Anguillidae
Product: zinc finger protein 45-like
Exons: 3
Coding region: 826-2430 (534 amino acids)
Biological process (GO): regulation of transcription by RNA polymerase II
Molecular function (GO): RNA polymerase II cis-regulatory region sequence-specific DNA binding; DNA-binding transcription factor activity, RNA polymerase II-specific
Source: RefSeq, a predicted model, not a curated record